GAGUGGACACCGUCUGUCCCCCCUGUGUUCAUUUCCAUGUCCAGACGGUGUCCACUCUGUCUGUCCCCUCUGCAUCACUGAAACACAUCAGUAUUUAACCUCACGGGAACUUCGCCUGAAAUCAGAAACAUCCUUUAAACGUUCUUUGAACGUUAGAUUACAACGUUUUCUUUAACACAUUAUUACAACCUGUAGGUAACGUUAGUGUUGUGUGAAUGCUCCCUGCCGACUGUGAAGGAGGUGCAGAGACAGAGGGUGGUGCAGGGGGAGGUCCGGCUCCUCCUCUGGUUUUGGGGCGGAGGUCUGACAGACUGAAUCUGUUUGGGAGGAAAAAGUUUUUCUCGUCUCUCUGCGGACCGUUGGACCGACUCUCUCCUUCUUGUCCUUCUUGUCCUCCUUCUUGUUCUCCUCGGCUCCUCCAUCAUGUCCGGAGUGGCCAGCACCCUGGCCAAGAAGCGGGCCAUGGCUGCGGGCUUCGGGACCAACGCGAAAGCGGUCCGGUACCUGAACCAGGACUUCAGCGCGCUGCGGGCUCAGUGUCUGUCCUCCGGGAGGCUCUUCUGUGACCCGACCUUCCCCGCCGCCCCGGAGGCGCUGGGCUUCAAAGAGCUGGGCCGGAGCUCCUACAAGGUCCGCGGCGUCACCUGGAAGAGGCCCACGGAGCUGGUCAGUAAGCCUGAGUUCAUCAUGGGUGGAGCCACCAGGACUGAUAUCUGUCAGGGAGCUCUGGGUGACUGCUGGCUGUUGGCCGCCAUUGCCUCGCUGACACUGAACGAGUUCGUGAUGGCCAGAGUCGUCCCCACCGAUCAGGGCUUCGGAGACGACUACGCCGGCAUCUUCCACUUCCAGUUCUGGCAGUUCGGGGAAUGGGUGGACGUUGUGAUUGACGACCGUCUCCCGGUCAAAGAUGGCGAGCUGAUGUUUGUGCACUCAGCCGAGGGGAGGGAGUUCUGGAGCGCGCUUCUGGAGAAGGCCUACGCCAAGGUGAACGGCUGUUAUGAAGCUCUGUCUGGCGGCUCUACCACUGAGGGCUUUGAGGAUUUUACGGGAGGAAUCGCAGAGAACUACGACCUCCAGCGCCCGCCGUCCAACCUGUUCCAGAUCAUCAAGAAGGCUCUGGAGGCUGGAGCGCUGCUUGGCUGCUCUAUCGACAUCACCAGCGCCUCAGACUCAGAGGCCGUCACUCGUCAGAAGCUGGUGAAAGGCCACGCCUACUCGCUGACUGGCGCCGUGGAGGUGAACUACCGCGGCCGCAUGGAGAAGCUGGUGAGGGUGAGAAACCCCUGGGGUCAGGUGGAGUGGACUGGAGCCUGGAGCGACGGGUCGUCUGAGUGGAACUCUGUGCAGGGAGACUGUCCGCACGCCAACGCGGAGGACGGAGAGUUCUGGAUGUCCUACAACGACUUCCUGCGUCACUACUCUCGGAUCGAGGUGUGCACCCUGACGCCUGACACCAUCUUAGACGACUCGGUUAAACACUGGAGCGUCAGCAAGUUUGACGGCUCCUGGCGGAGAGGGUCCACCGCCGGAGGCUGCAGGAACCACCCCUACACGUUCUGGAUGAACCCGCAGUUUGUGAUCAAGCUGGAGGAGGAGGACGACGACCCCGACGACGGCGAGAACGGCUGCAGCUUCGUGGUCGGUCUGAUCCAGAAGAACCGCAGGAAGCUGCGCAAACAGGGCGAGGACAUGCACACCGUUGGAUUCGCCAUCUACGAGGUCCCCCAACAGUUCAGUGGGCAGAGGGAGGUUCACCUGGACAAGAACUUCUUCCUGACACACGCUCAGACGGCGAGGUCUGAGACCUUCAUUAACCUGCGUGAGGUCAGCAACCGCUUCAAGCUUCCGCCCGGAGAGUACCUGAUCGUCCCAUCCACCUUCGAGCCGCACCUGAAUGGAGACUUCUGCAUCCGUGUCUUCUCCGAGAAGCAGUCAGAGACGCUACCCUGUGACGACCCUGUCAACGCGGAGCUGGACGAUGAGACGGUGUCUGAUGAGGACGUGGACGCAGGAUUCAGAGGACUCUUCACCAAACUGGCCGGAGACGACAUGGAGAUCUCUGCUGCCGAGCUGAGGACCAUCCUCAACAAGAUCGUUUGCAAACGGACUGACAUAAAGACGGAUGGCUUCAGUCUGGAGACCACCAGGGUGAUGGUCAACCUGAUGGACGUAUCCUCACACAGACAUCUCGUUCUUUUCACAAACUUUAGCUUGUGAGCAAACACCAACAGAAACAGGAACACACCUGCAGCAGAAUGGGCACAAAACAUCAUCCU
This is a messenger RNA of Plectropomus leopardus (leopard coralgrouper), 2276 nucleotides long. The record is from RefSeq and is a predicted model, not a curated record. NCBI's taxonomy places the organism in Eukaryota, Metazoa, Chordata, Actinopteri, Perciformes, Serranidae.